CAUCCUUCUCCCCUCCCAUCCUCUCUCUCUCUCUCUCCCUCUCUCUCAUUUUCCAGGCCCUUUCAUCCAAACCAUGGAAUCCUCUGUCCUCAGACUCUCUCUCUCAUCUCUACCAUCUCUCUCCAAAAGAAGAACAAUCCAACCUAACCUCACUCUCCAUUCCCACCUCAAACUCCCCUUAUCUUCUCUUUCCUUCCCUCACUCCUACUCAUCUUUUCCUACUUCCAAUCCCACCAUACUCACCAAAAGUCCAUUUCUCCACCACCGAAAGCCAGCCGCAGCGUUGUCGCCAUCUCCCGCAGCUCCCGACCAAAUUCCCCAAACAAACACUCCCAAAUUCCUCGGCGUCGAGCUACCCACACUCAAGAAAGUGGUCCCACUAGGCCUCAUGUUCUUCUGCAUCCUCUUCAACUACACCAUCCUCCGCGACACCAAGGACGUGCUUGUCAUCACUGCCAAAGGCUCCAGUGCCGAGAUCAUCCCCUUCUUGAAGACUUGGGUCAACCUCCCGAUGGCCAUCGGCUUCAUGCUUGUAUACACCAAGCUCUCCAACGUCCUAUCCAGAGAGGCCCUCUUCUACACUUGUAUGUUCCCGUUCAUCGCCUUCUUUGGCAUGUUCGCCUUCUUGCUGUAUCCGAACAGCGCUCUCAUUCAUCCGACUGGGCUGGCCGAUCGCCUCCUGGAAAUUCUUGGGCCCAACUUCAUGGGUCCCAUCGCAAUUCUGCGGAUUUGGAGCUUCUGUCUGUUCUAUGUCAUGGCGGAGCUUUGGGGGAGCGUUGUCGUGUCAUUGCUCUUUUGGGGAUUUGCGAAUCAGAUUACUACUGUAGAUGAAGCGUCUCAGUUCUAUCCACUGUUUGGGCUUGGAGCAAACAUCGCUCUUAUUUUCUCGGGCCGCACUGUGAAAUAUUUCUCCAACAUGCGUAAGAAUUUGGGUCCUGGGAUGGAUGGAUGGGCUGUUUCUCUCAAAGGAAUGAUGAGCAUUGUAGUGCUGCUGGGGCUUGUGAUAUGUGCAAUCUACUGGGGAGUGAAUAAAUUUGUUCUGAAUGAUCCGUCGCUUCCAAAGCCAGAAGGCCGGAAGAAAAAGGAGAAGGCAAAGAUGGGAAUGAUGGAAAGUAUGAAGUUCUUAGUAUCUUCGAGGUAUGUCAGGGAUCUUGCAACGCUAGUGGUUGCGUACGGGAUCAGUAUCAAUCUUGUUGAAGUCACAUGGAAAUCCAAGCUCAAGGCUCAGUUUCCCAGCCCAAAUGAAUAUUCUGCAUUCAUGGGUGAUUUUUCUACCUGCACCGGAAUUGCUACAUUCACAAUGAUGCUGCUCAGUCGGGUCAUCUUUCGCAAAUACGGAUGGGGUGUAGCGGCUACAAUCACACCAACAGUUUUACUUCUCACGGGAGUUGGGUUUUUCUCUCUGAUUUUAUUAAGUGGGCCACUGACACCGUUGCUGGGGAAGUUUGGAUUAACUCCACUUCUUGCAGCAGUUUAUGUUGGAGCUAUACAGAACAUAUUUAGCAAGAGUGCUAAGUACAGCUUAUUUGAUCCCUGCAAAGAGAUGGCCUACAUCCCUUUGGAUGAAGAUACAAAGGUCAAGGGAAAAGCAGCCAUUGAUGUUGUAUGCAAUCCCUUAGGGAAAUCAGGGGGUGCCUUGAUUCAACAGUUUCUCAUAUUAACCUUUGGCUCUCUCGCGAAUUCGACCCCCUACCUGGGAGGCAUAUUGCUGGUGAUAGUUCUAGCCUGGUUGGCUGCCGCCCGUUCAUUGGAUCGCCAGUUUACUCCGUUGGCCAAAAAGGACCUUAAAGAUAAGCUCAUUGAGGGUAAGAUUUCGGCUGGAAAAACAAGUCUCUCUGCGAAGCUUCAACCAAAGCAAGGAGUCACGUACCGCUUCAUGAGUACCUUGAAUGACAUGGGAUUUAUCGAGGGAAAAUACGUACCAUUGCUUGAGGAUGUAUCAUCCAGUGGAAAACUCGAGCUUCUCACUGUUAAGAAGGUUGAUUCAAAAAAUCAGGGCGAGGAAGCCGUUGGGGCUGAUUUGAAGCAAGCAUCUAUUGAUGUUGCUAAGGACAAUGACGAUGGAGGAAAUGGCCAUGUAUCAGCAGAUGGGAAUGGGAUGAUCAAUUCGUAAGCUCUGGAUGGCCGAGUGGGUCCCUUCCCCAGUUGAAAAACAUCCAUAGUGAUAAUCAAACUCAUAAUCUUGAGAUCCCAGCUGGAGGAUAAAAAUGACUGCCUUUUUUUUUGUAGUUUGGCAUGUGAGACUGUAUGCAAAGAAUCGGAAUGUCAGAGAAGAUGGUCGGGCCAUGUUGAGGAUGGCCAUACUUAUGAUGGUGGCCGUACAUAUCAUGUUGGUGAUGAUGACGGCAAUGAUGCCAAACGAAGCCAUGUUGAAGGUUUUCCCCCACGAUGCCAAGGUACGUGAAUGAUGAAAUUAAUAAAGCCAUUUUUGUACAUUAGUAAUAGCUGAAAUAGUUCUUUUUUUUUUUUUUUCAAAAUUAAGCUGAAAUUAGUUUGAGUUGUCAGUUGUUACCGAUGUACUUUGCUAUCAUUUGUAGAUUAGUUGGCCUUGUUUGGUUUCCAUCUACUGUAUUUGAAUUUUGGCAUUUUAGUGUUCUGUAUGGAUUAUUAUUUUGAUCUGUUUAAGAUUUGUUCUAUAUAACUUGAUUGAGGACAUUUCAGGUA
Magnolia sinica is the source of this 2664-nucleotide messenger RNA. Its product is annotated as ADP,ATP carrier protein 2, chloroplastic-like. Gene Ontology annotation, biological process: nucleotide transport. Bases 74 to 2113 code for a protein of 679 amino acids. The record is from RefSeq and is a predicted model, not a curated record. The transcript has 5 exons. Gene Ontology annotation, cellular component: membrane. Lineage: Eukaryota; Viridiplantae; Streptophyta; Magnoliopsida; Magnoliales; Magnoliaceae. Gene Ontology annotation, molecular function: ATP:ADP antiporter activity.